AUGAUAACCAGAGGAAAGGUUAUCGUCUUAAUUUUUAUCCUAUCAACAAUUUUAUGGAUAUAUAAAUUUGACAAGUAUAAAAAAUCAAAUGCUUUAAUGAAAUGGAUACUUAUACCCUUAUAUCUUGUAAGUGCCUUAGGUCUCUAUGCAGUCAUAUCAAUAUCAAUAAGUUUAUACAACUUUAAUAACAUUCCAAAUGGUCACGAACAAUUAUUAAAAGAAUUACAUAAUGUUAAAAAGGAACUUCAAAAAAGGAAUUUUACUUUUGAUUAA
This is a messenger RNA of Plasmodium adleri (nom. inval.), 273 nucleotides long. RefSeq names its product dolichol-phosphate mannosyltransferase subunit 3, putative. The coding region runs from base 1 to 273 and encodes 90 amino acids. The transcript is spliced from 3 exons. The record is from RefSeq and is a predicted model, not a curated record. Lineage: Eukaryota; Apicomplexa; Aconoidasida; Haemosporida; Plasmodiidae.